AUGACACCAUUCACUCUAGAUAAUGCAGAGCAGCAGACCGAUAGAGUGUAUGCAGUUGUUCCUCACGAUCAUGACGCGAGCGGAGCUGUGGUGGAAGAGCUUGAGGACGAUCAGUCUAUUGGUGUUGUGGGCCAUCCACUCUUCUCCGCUCCACUUCUUGAUAUAUUGAGGAAAAUCCUUUUGCAUUCCUCACUCAAUCUACAACUUUUUUUUCCUCCAAAUUCUUUCUCAUUAUUGAGAUAUAAAGAUCUACUGGUUUUGUGUAUUGAAAAGUUUCUAUUAUUAAUUUUACGUUCUGUUCCAGGUACAGUAGCAGAUAAUGUGAGAUAUGGACCUCAACUUAGAGGAAAGAAGCUCACCGAUAAAGAGGUCCACAACCUUCUCAGCGUUGCGGAUUUGGGCCCGUCUCUUGCAUCUAGACCCGCAUCCGAACUCUCGGUUGGUCAAGCUCAGAGGGUAGCUCUUGCUCGGACGUUGGCAAAUGACCCCGAGGUUUUGCUAUUGGAUGAACCGACGAGCGCAUUGGAUCCUAUAUCGACGCAAAACAUAGAAGAGGCCAUCGUACGGUUGAAGAAUACUCGCGGUAUGACCACCGUCAUGGUGUCUCAUAGCGUCAAACAAAUCCAGCGGAUUGCUGACGUGGUUUGCCUCGUGGUGGCCGGUGAGGUCGUCGAGGUUCUAGAACCUUCCAAUCUCUCACAAUCUCAACAUCCUAUAGCCCGCCAUUUUCUCGAAGCCAGUUAGUUCUCUUUAUAAUAAGUUGCAAGGAUGGCUAUAGUAUUUUGGUUUGUCAUGAAACAUGUUUAAUUUCUCUUAAGCAAUGUUUGUUAGUUAAUUACUUGGCGUCUGAGGAAUUCUUUCCAGGUAAUCAUCGCAACCUGAUUUGUAAUCUGACACGUACGUGGUUUAAUGUUAAGUCUCAGUGAUGUUGUUUGCUAAAUAAUUAUCAAAUUAACUUUUUA
Messenger RNA from Asparagus officinalis (garden asparagus), 962 nucleotides. RefSeq names its product protein STAR1-like. Gene Ontology annotation, molecular function: ATP hydrolysis activity; ATP binding; phosphate transmembrane transporter activity. NCBI's taxonomy places the organism in Eukaryota, Viridiplantae, Streptophyta, Magnoliopsida, Asparagales, Asparagaceae. The transcript has 4 exons. Gene Ontology annotation, biological process: phosphate ion transmembrane transport. The coding region runs from base 1 to 744 and encodes 247 amino acids. Gene Ontology annotation, cellular component: membrane. The record is from RefSeq and is a predicted model, not a curated record.